UGUGACAACAACAACCCGUCCACAGAGCAAGCUGCACUUUUCAGCUCAUUUUCUCCCUGUCAUUCUCUCUCAAUCUUUGAUCAAUGUACUACUGUAGAGAGCCAGCAUAGAUCCUGCAAACCCCUUCCUUUACACCUCCUCCUUUAAACUAGAAAACAAAACAAAAUAUAUAGAAGAACUCAUCCCGCUGGACUUUUUGUUUCGAUUUUUUUUCGGGACACUUCUAUACUGGCUGUAUACCUUAAACUUAUUUACAUAGGUGACCAUGGCAGUACCGGCUGCUUUGAUCCCCCCGACCCCGCUUGUCCCUCAACCUCCGAUUUCAACUACUUCAGCCACCUCUUCGCCCUCAACGACCUCUUCUCCUUCUCCUUCGGUCGCUCCUUCUGGACAGAACCUCUUUCGAUCGGAGCCGAUUAACACCAGCAGCAGCCCCGGCAUCCCCGUCGGCAGCCUGCCGAGCAAGCCGGUGUACUCGACUCCGUCUCCCGUUGAGAAUACUCCGCAGAAUAAUGAGUGUAAAAUGGUGGAUUUGAGGGGAGCUAAGGUCGCUUCCUUCACAGUAGAAAGCUGUGAACUGAUCUGCCUUCCUCAGGCUUUUGAUCUGUUUUUGAAGCACUUGGUCGGGGGGCUGCACACCGUGUACACCAAGCUGAAGAGGCUGGAGAUCACGCCGGUGGUGUGUAAUGUGGAGCAAGUUCGGAUCCUGAGGGGACUCGGGGCCAUCCAGCCAGGAGUGAACCGCUGCAAACUGAUCUCCAGAAAGGACUUCGAGACCCUUUACAAUGACUGCACCAAUGCCAGCUCUAGACCCGGGAGGCCUCCCAAGAGGACGCAGAGUGUGACGUCCCCAGAGAAUCAGCACAUCAUGCCACAUACUGUCCCAGGUCUCAUGUCACCAGGAAUCAUUGCUCCUACAGUGGCAGGAUUCCACCCACUCUUCUACAGAUUCCACUCUGACACGGAUGAUAUUUUAAAGGAUAGUGACAAAUGUCGGCAGACAACAGCAGAUGCUGAGUUUUACAGAGGAUUUCUUCAAGCUGCUCAGAGACUGCCCGGAGCACACCUUCAUGAUGUCAACACGUUCAAGUCAAGGUACUACCUUGGAUCAGGUCUCUCAGCCGCAGCAGCUGCAGCUGCUGCUGCAACAAACGCUGCCAUUGCAGAGGCCAUGAAGGUGAAGAAGAUCAAGUUAGAAGUCAUGAGCAGCUACCACAGCAGCAGUAACCAGCAUGGGGCAGAUUCAGAGAACGGAGACCUGAAUUCCAGCGUGGGUAGCUGUGAUGUUUCCUGGCAUAAAGAGAAACUUCAGUCUCCCCAUCCCAGCCUACCUGGACAGCAUAAGCGUUCAGUUAGUCACCCCCUUAACCCUGUCCAGCAGAACCACCUUCUACCAAAUGGUUUGGAGCUUCCCUUCAUGAUGAUGCCCCACCCCCUGAUUCCUGUCAGCCUACCUCCUGCAUCGGUUACCAUGGCAAUGAGUCAGAUGAACCACCUCAGCACCAUCGCUAACAUGGCAGCUGCCGCACAAGUACAGAGUCCGCCUUCCAGAGUCGAGACGUCAGUUAUCAAGGAACGCGUACCUGACAGCCCGUCCCCUGCCCCGUCCCUUGAGGAUGGGAGGAGACCCGGCAGCCAUCCCUCUUCUCACCGGAGCAGCAGUGUGUCCAGCUCUCCCGCUCGCACCGAAAGCUCUUCAGACAGAAUCCCUGUGCAUCAGAAUGGACUAUCCAUGAACCAGACACUUAUGGGAUUGUCACCAAAUGUAGUGCCCGGCCCCAAAGAAGGAGAUCUCGCCACCCAUGACAUGGGCCAUGAAGCAAAAAGAAUACACCUUGAAAAAGAUGAGACGCCACUCUGCACUCCGACCGCAAGAGACAGCUUUGAAAGACUUUCCCUGGCAGGACAGCAUUUACCUCCAGGAUUCACAUCACCUUUCCUCUUUCCUGAUGGCUUGUCUUCAAUAGAGACCCUUCUGACCAACAUACAGGGCCUCUUAAAGGUUGCCAUCGACAAUGCCAGAGCCCAAGAGAAGCAGAUCCAGAUGGAGAAGACUGAGUUGAAAAUGGAGCUUUUCAGGGAGCGAGAGCUCAGAGAAACCAUAGAGAAGCAGCUAGCUGUGGAGCAGAAAAACAGAGCAAUAAUUCAGAAGAGGUUAAAGAAGGAGAAGAAGGCAAAAAGGAAAUUACAGGAAGCACUUGAAUAUGAAACCAAAAGGCGAGACCAAGCAGAACAGACACUGAAGCAGGCAGCUUCUAAAGACAGUCUCAGGGCCCUCAACGAGUCUUUGACCCAGGAGAUGGAGGCUGACCGUGGCAGUGGCAGAACAGAUGCUGAAAGGACAAUACAAGAUGGAAGACUUUUUCUGAAAACUUCGGUGAUGUACUAAACCAACUACGCAGAGGCGGUUCUGUGACUAAAUUAAAGACUUAAAAAUGACAACAAAAAAAGAAGCUUUAGAGGGAGCAUUCGGAGCAAGUUCUUUGAGCUGGCAUGUAUACUUGUUUUUAACAACAACAAAAUAAUGAUGAAUACAUCUGAGUGCUCUGCAGAAGCUGCUAUUACCACCCAUACUCGAGGCUAGAAGGUUCAUAAAUAUAAAAAAGACUCAUCACAAAACAAUGACUGAUUAGUUGCUGUUAGGUAUUGAAACUGGGGCCUACUGCCUUUAGCAAACCCUACCUAAUACAUCCUGCAGUGAAAGCUGGACACAGCACAGCAGAAUGAAUUAUCCAGCAGCACACCUGGAAACCUUUUUUUAAAUCCAAUACUGUAAAGUUGAAGACUUUUAUACUGUACUCAAACCAGCAAGAAAGCUUCAUACACAUCAAAACUUUUACACUUAUUGUGAAAUAUACAAGUUUGGGAAGGCUUCUGAAGAAGUGUUUGGUUAGACUGCGGGUUCAAUCCUACACAUGAAAAAGAAACUUUGAUUUCAAAGCUUUUUAAAUUUGAAAGGAAAAAUGCAAUUUGCUGUUUUUUUUUUUUUUGUUUUUUUUUUUUUUUUUUUUUCCACCACAUUGUAUACUGUUGAUCUGAAGUGAUGGGAUGUUUUUAAAAUUAAUGAUAACCAAGAUGGUAUGUAUAUAAAAACACGGUAUUGAAAGAAGGUAUUAUGUAUGCAGUAGAUUUAUUAGGAAACAAAACAUUAAAAUUGGAAGUUCACAUUUUUUUUUUAAUAUUGUUUUUUAUUUUGUUGUGUCACCCUGGUGUCAGAGAGCUGCCUUUCAAGUUUUAAUGCAUGCAGGCAUGUAAAUGUUUGUCCUGGAGUCAUGGUAUUAAAUAAUUGGAAUCCUGGGUGUCUGGAGACAUACAAAGACUAUUUUACGCUAGCCUCAAAAACACACACACACACACACACACACACACACACACACACACACACACACA
Messenger RNA from Polyodon spathula (Mississippi paddlefish), 3390 nucleotides. RefSeq names its product dachshund homolog 1-like. The record is from RefSeq and is a predicted model, not a curated record. The transcript has 14 exons. NCBI's taxonomy places the organism in Eukaryota, Metazoa, Chordata, Actinopteri, Acipenseriformes, Polyodontidae. The coding region runs from base 266 to 2389 and encodes 707 amino acids.